This is a messenger RNA of Amborella trichopoda, 1126 nucleotides long. Its product is annotated as ras-related protein RHN1. Gene Ontology annotation, molecular function: GTP binding; GTPase activity. Lineage: Eukaryota; Viridiplantae; Streptophyta; Magnoliopsida; Amborellales; Amborellaceae. The record is from RefSeq and is a predicted model, not a curated record.
CUUUACUAAUUAUUAAUUGAGUCUUUCUUUCUACAAGUUUUGGUCCAUAUUCCCCAUCUAAGAGUCUCCUCUAAGCUUGUCGCUGUUCAUGCGAUCGUCAACUCCAGUUUCCUCGAUAAUUCGCAUACCUAACCAUCUCUCUCUACAAUUUCUUGGAUCGAAUUCGCUUCUCUCUCUAUCUGCAACGAGAAAUUGAUCUGCAAUCUUCAUGGCUUCUGUGGGCAACAAUAAUCUGAACGCUAAGCUCGUUCUUCUCGGGGAUAUGGGUGCAGGCAAAUCAAGCCUGGUCUUACGGUUCGUCAAAGGACAAUUCAUGGAAUUCCAGGAAUCGACAAUUGGGGCAGCGUUCUUCUCUCAAACUUUGGCUGUUAAUGAAACUACUGUAAAAUUUGAGAUAUGGGACACAGCUGGUCAGGAAAGGUAUCAUAGUUUGGCACCCAUGUAUUAUAGAGGAGCUGCUGCUGCCAUAAUUGUCUAUGAUAUCACUAACAUGGAUUCCUUUGCACGAGCAAAGAAAUGGGUGCAAGAACUUCAAAGACAAGGUAACCCAAGCAUGGUAAUGGCACUUGCUGGGAAUAAAGCUGAUCUAGAAGAGAAAAGAAAGGUUACACCAGAGGAAGCCAAAUCGUAUGCUGAGGAGAAUGGGCUUUUCUUCAUGGAAACCUCUGCUAAGACUGCUAUUAAUGUGAAUGACAUAUUUUAUGAAAUAGCAAAAAGGUUACCUCGAGCCCAGCCUGCACAGAAUCCAACAGGAAUGGUUCUUGUGGAUAGACCAGCAGAGCGUGCAAGAACUGCUGCCUGUUGUUCCUAGACGAUAGAACGGCUUGAGUUGAGAUGCUGAUUGAUGUCGAGCUCCUUUCACCUUUUGAAAAUGGCCGAUGGGAUUUGGCCCAAAUUUCUAUAGUGAAUGGUUUAUUCACCUCAACAAACACAUAGCUUCUUGCUUCUUCACUAUUUGCGGUUCUGAACUGUGUAAAUAAGACAUCUCUAUAUAUCUUCUGUCCUGUAGACAUGAUGCCACAACUUGGUGGCCGUUAUUAUAAUGUUACUCUGGGUCUCUCAACUGGCUUUAUAUGUUAUAUUUGUUCAUUUGGGCUCUUAAUGCAUUGCUUGUUGGCAUUGUUAA